CUGAUGUCGCUGUCACCACUACGCCUAUAUCUUCAUCCCGAGGGACUGGCUUGGGAGGGAUUCAGUUCUUACAUGCAUAAGAAGCCCCAGAGAAGUGUAACUGUUCAAGAGUUUCAGCAGUUGAUUGCCGACACAGGAGGUCAGGACAUAUCAUCUGCAGCAAUGGCUCAGUUAGAGGAGGCAAUUGUUAGAGCCAUGUUUAUGUUGGAGUCAACCGCCAACCAGAGAAAAACUGGAAACAACUGUCAAAGUUGUUUCCAACUGCUAGAAGUUACCAUGGUGUUUAAUACUACUUUUCAUCCAUUCUUACUGCAGGUGAAACCUUAUGCCCAUAAAGGCAAAAUGGCGUCCUUGAAUGAAUACGUUGUAAGACAGAGAAUCCUGGAAGACUUGGCUGUUAUGUUGGUUUCCAAGGAAACGGUUGUUGGGGAUGUUGCUAUGGGACUCGGAGAACUUGGUCUAACAUUUCCAACUCAGAAUGGAUUGUGCAAUUUUGAUGAAAGUUUUUGUCUAUCCAAUGAUCAGCUUUUGUACUCGCUGGACAAUCGUAGAGAAUUCUUCAAAAAGGGAAAUUUUAUUAAGCUUUAUCCAUCCACGUCUGCAGUGAAGUAUACGAGUCUUCUCCAGACGAUGUAUCCCGUAUCUAGGGGCGUGACAGGACUAGCUGCCACGCCUGCACAAACCGGUGGCCACACAACAUCAACAGCUGAUCUACAUUCCUACCUUCUUAGUCUGGAGAGUUUCUAUGCUGAUCUCGACAAAGAAGACACAGUACUGUCAUAUGAUGACAUGAACAUUCCGAUUGAUUUUGAAGUCGUCCCAAAUAUCAACAGUUCCAGUUUGCAUAAUUCAAAACGCCAGAGUAUUUCUCAUGUACCAGGGCAAAUAAAAGUUCACUGUGAUAAAGAUCCUGCCAGUAUGCCAUACCUGAAGAAUCUUUACAUUAACCCAAAGUCGACCCUUAGUCCCGAGUUCUCUCCCUUUAUGACAGAGUACCACAUCACUGUGGAUUAUGAUGUUUUACAUAUUGCUGUGUGGGCAUUUGCUAAAAGCUGUUCAUCUCAAGCAAGGAUGGAAGAUAAGCAUGGAGUUAGCAGAGUUGGUAAUUUUACCGUGGGUAUUGGUGAGAACCGAAUCAGCGUGGUAGUGGUUGACAUGAGCUACGCGGAGCCAUGGGUGCUGAACACGUACACACUGGUGAUACAGAGACUCGCACCAGACUACCAGCUGACCUCAUUGCUGCCGGGACUUCCACACCAGGUCUGCAGUCUCAAACAGGUGAGGCACUCCAAAACAAGGGUGCAAAACGUGACUGUUGUCGACCUUAAGUCAUGGGGCACAUGGUUGGGAUGGGUUGGGGGAAACAGACAAUGGAUGCACCAAAGGUAUAUUAGUCUUACACCUGAUGAUUUAUCCAUUAUGCCACCGAGGCUGGUGUAUUUCACAUUGAAUGAUCUUAUAUUGAUAAAUAAAAACUAUGAUAUGGUGCCUACAACAAAUGUAAUGUUUCAUUUUCUACAGGACUGUGCUCUGCGGUUUGCACCACGAGAGUCGUGUGGUCUGCAGGUUAUUGGUCCUACUGUCAGCUGGUCCAAGUUCCUAGAGAAAUCCUCCUCAUUACCACAGUGUCGGGCAGGAGAUGAAUCAGGCAAAUGGUAUGUUCCAUGCAAGAGUUGUACAGAUACCCACAGUUGCUAUUGGCAGCAAGCUAUAUGGCAACCAGAUGGAUGUCGGUAUCAAUGGCUGCCAAGGGGAAAAGUUAAACAGUGUUUUGCUGGCAAAAAGGUUUUAUUUAUUGGUGAUUCCACCAACCGCGGGAUCCUGCACUACAUCAUGGAGCAGGUGAACGGGUCGUUACACGAGUGGGACAAGACGCACCACCUGCGUGUGUACUCCAUGCUCAACCACAAUCACACCGCCUUCAGCUUUGCAUAUUACCCACAGUUCUGGUUACCCGCAGAACAUAGGCCAGUCCUCGACAAAGCUUUGUAUCAGCUGAUCAAGAAGAAUAAACCACUGCAGAACAACAGUAACACAGUGUUAGUUGUAGGUGGCGUACACUGGCUGGCUAAACACCACAUUGACGUGGUUCUCAAGGCUCUUAACAGGCAAGGUUUAACUGGAAUCCGUCUGGUGGUGAAAGGUUUAGGUUCUGGCUUCCAUCAACCUGUCAGUGGAGUCCAUUGUCUGUCCAAGAAAGAUCACCAGCGCCUGUUGUCACACAACCUGGCUACCCUGAGAUACGCCAAGACCAAUGGAUUUAGUGUCAUUGAUACAUACAACAUGACAAUGGCCAGAUACAAAGACUUUCUGCAGGGGAAAUGUGCUUGUCAUUUUCAUAGGGUGACAAUGACUAAGAAAGAAAAUGUUAAGAAAUCUGUAGGCUCUAAGAGAUUGGUCAAAGCUGUGUCCACUGGAUCUGAGGCCGUCUAUCACGUAGAAGGGGAGAUAAAUGCAGCCUACUCUGAGAUGAUGAUUAGUCAGAUCUGCAGAGGUUCCUAACAGGACCAGUCAAGUCAUCUCUAUCAAGGUGUGUUCUCAAACAACUGACCAAGCUGUGAAACCGAGAGCUGUGAAUGAAAGAUGGAAUGAUAAAGAUUCCUGUAACACUGCAUUCAGUACGAAUGAUUCUAAGAGAAUGUCUGUGUUCUGAAACAACCAUACUCUCCAUGGAAAUAAGAGCUGUGAUUGAGAGUAGGAAUGACAGAGAUUUCUGUAAUUUAGAUUCAGCUAGAGUAAUUCAGUGGAUGUUUGUUCAUGGACAACCAAAAAACCCAAAAAACCCCAUGAAAGCAAGAGCUGUGACUGAAAGUUAGAAUGAUGAAGAUAAGCUUGAGAUUCAUUUAACUGGGAAUUAGUAAGAGUGAUUCAGUGGCAAGUGUCUCCAUACACAUGUCAACUGUUUUUUAUCCCAAGAUAUCCUGAUUGGAAUAAUUAUGGAUGUCCGUUCCAUCAUUCAUGAGAUAGAAAUAAAUUGAUAAUAAUUCCUCAUAAAUCCUAAAAUAAUGACAUGAGUAGAAUGUUUGGAAGAAGGUGCAAUGUGUGGGGGUUUUUCAUGGGAUAGAAAGAAAAUCUUUAAAUCCUAACAGAUGAUUAGAAUGUUUGAAGAAGGUGCAAAUACCAAAUGCGAUAUAGACUGACAAGAAGCAGAUAUCAUUAGUAUAGUGUACAAUGUGUGUUCACAAGUCUGGCUGCAUAUUGAUUUGUGGAGUUUAAUAACAACUGGACAUACUGUUUGUACUCCUAAAUUACAGGAACAAAUGUCCAAAAAUAUUUUUUUUUAAAGGAUCAGAAGUAGUAUGUGUGCAAUGAAUGUUCAUAUUUACACAUUUGUUUGUGCUGACUGGUGGUAACCAAGCUUGAGAUCCAUAUUUACACAUUUGUUUGUGCUGACUGGUGGUAACCAAGCUUGAGAUCCAUAUUUACACAUUUAUUUGUGCUGACUGGUGGUAACCAAGCAUGAGAUCCAUACACUUAAACUACAGGAAGUGACUGUCAAAAAUAGACUGGUGUGAAACCAAUCAUACUGGUGUAUGUGCAGGGAGUGCUAACAUAUAUUUUUGUAAUCAGAUAGUCAUGCAAUUAAACUACACAACAUGACUACCCGGAGAAAACAGACUUUCCAAACAAACUACAAUAAGUGACUAUCCAUGGAUAGUAGACUAGCAAGAACCAACAGUCUAUGGAAAACAAAACUAAAAGAACAAACUGUUCAUGGAAAAUGACUAACAAAAAACCUGACACAUGUUUGAAUAUGUGAAAUACAAAAUCAAGAAGUCUUAACAAUUGUACUUGAUGGAAACGCAUGAAUAGUGCUUUUAAACAGGAUGGUGUUAUAUCUUGGAAAGACCAUGAUGAUGGUUUGAAGUUUAAUACAUUUGAAAAUUAAACCAUUGGAUUCUG
Messenger RNA from Gigantopelta aegis, 3903 nucleotides. Its product is annotated as cadherin-like and PC-esterase domain-containing protein 1. The transcript is spliced from 17 exons. Bases 4 to 2502 code for a protein of 832 amino acids. NCBI's taxonomy places the organism in Eukaryota, Metazoa, Mollusca, Gastropoda, Neomphalida, Peltospiridae. The record is from RefSeq and is a predicted model, not a curated record.